Messenger RNA from Botrytis cinerea B05.10, 1934 nucleotides. RefSeq lists its product as hypothetical. The record is from RefSeq and is a predicted model, not a curated record. NCBI's taxonomy places the organism in Eukaryota, Fungi, Ascomycota, Leotiomycetes, Helotiales, Sclerotiniaceae. Bases 425 to 1753 code for a protein of 442 amino acids. The transcript is spliced from 2 exons.
GGAGUGGCAGAAUCCAAAAGAAUAUCGAUAUCUUGAAGAUCGUGAUAAUGUCCUUCAACUGAAAAUUGCUGUUACGCUAUGCCCUCGGAACUAUAUCGGUGGGUGUCUCUUUUAGAACAAACGUGGAGGAAUGUCUCAUCAUGACACGGCACAGCAUCACCAAAGUGGCAGCUGCAAAGUUGAUACUGCCAGCGCAAAAUAUUGAUGGGGCAAACGUCACAAAAAGACGAAUAAAAAAGUGUUGAGAAGGACCGAGGGGAUCGGCAAGUGUGAAGAGUAAGUAAGUCUUGGUAUCAGAGUCCGGUGAGGCUGAUGGAAUCUUUGGAGACAUAAUUCCCCAUAUCCACAUCAAAGUGCAAGAGAUCUUUAACAUCCCUCUCCAUCCAAAAUCUGGGACAGUUCGACGGCAGAAUUGGUAUUCGAUAUGGCUUUCACCCAAUUAACACCUGUGAAGGAGUUCUACCAAGAACCUACCCUUCACCAGAUUCCUUCCCAGUCUCACUUUGUCGGUCUCAGAGGAUUUCUUGUUAUUCAAUCUUUUCUAUGGACAUUUCUGAAUACCCUCGUUCCCACAGCUGUCACCGGUACUCCCAAUUCCGAUGGCCCUGUAUAUCAGGAGAUGCUCCGAAAGGUAGUCUCUGUCCUCUUCUGGAAUGAAUCUCUGAUCUAUUCAGCAUUCAUUCUCAUCUCUGCGCGCACAAUCUGCACACCAUUCCUUAACAAACCCUCGCACGAUUUCGUCGCAUCGUCAUCUUUCCGCCGAGGCUUACGUCUUUGGUUUCCUUCUGCAUUUUCCCUCGCGAUCAUAUACAUCGUCUUCACCUGUAUUGGAACAUCAUAUAUCGAUGAAUUCAAAACCGCAACCAACAAUACCACCAUCGAUACUCCCUACAUGAUCCCGAAUGCUCUCGCAUACUUUAACUCGGUCUUCAUUCUCUUCUGGACGAAUAAGAAAUUCGACUUACAAGCAGCGAAUUAUGCAUUUCCCUCGCAGACUCUUUGGGUUAUCUCCGUUCUUUUCCAACAAAGCUAUACUGUCUACAUGACGAUGGUCAUUAUUCCGUAUGUGCGGAAAUCAUGGAGAGUCAAGGCUUUCAUUGGAUUUAUCGCCACGGCAUGGUGGGUUGAUAGUUGGGCUUGGUAUUCAAUCACUGGUCUUUUGUUGGCUGAUAUGAGUAUCAAUAUGAAUUUCCAAAUGCGUGCCCGUGCUGGAAUCCCGCUGGGUACUUGGAGGGGCAGAAAGUGGAGAAUGCCUGUUUGGCCAUUGUAUACCAUCCUUACCUUAGCAGGUUUAAUCAUGAUGUAUAUUUGGGCCGCAUGGAGACCUCAAGAUGUUUAUAAGGAGGUUAGGAUCCAUACUGGAGAGUAUUCGACUGGUGGGUUGAAUGAUGUGGUAAUGGAACCCGGCACUCCGAUGGCCAGAGAUGACAAUUAUCUAUUCUUACUUGGCACUUUCCUGUUCUUGGAGACCUGGAGUUUGCCACAAGCAUUGUUCCGUAAUCCUCUCCUAAUGUAUUUGGGUAGAAGAUCCCUCAGUUGGUUCCUUAUCCAAAGCAUCAUCAUUUAUUCAGUAGGCAUUAAACUCUUCACCCAUCUCACAGAAACAAGAAACGUAUCAUUCGAAGGAGCAACCACAGCUUGUUUCUUUGUAUGCUUGUUGACGGUCAUUCCAAGCGCGGAAAUAUUCUAUCGAUUGAUAGAUUUCCCUUCCCAAGCAUUUGCCAGAGUUACAUUUGACUGGAUUAGAAAGUAAAUGAAAUAGUUGGUUUCUCAUUUAUAUUUUUUGUAGAUAGAGAAAACCUAGUUAUAUAUUAUGUAUCAUGUACCAUGUACAGUAUGAAUGGGUUAUAUUCCUCAGAUCAUUGUGUGGAAAUUGUUACAAAAUGUUUUGUAUAUUGUGAGAGGUGGCUAUAAUUCCAGUACUUAAUUCCACA